Ipomoea triloba (trilobed morning glory) is the source of this 2052-nucleotide messenger RNA. RefSeq lists its product as uncharacterized. The transcript has 2 exons. Bases 582 to 1850 code for a protein of 422 amino acids. NCBI's taxonomy places the organism in Eukaryota, Viridiplantae, Streptophyta, Magnoliopsida, Solanales, Convolvulaceae. The record is from RefSeq and is a predicted model, not a curated record.
AAAACACCAUCAGUAGAGACGUGUGAAUUGUGAUUCUCAUUCAAUUCAAAAAACUUGAUGUUAUAUAUUCAAUUCAAAUGAGGUAUGUGUCAGACUCAUUUUAAUUCACCGUGCUUUCUUCUAAACUGUUAACCGGGAAAUUCACUCAGACCCAAUCUCUUAGCUGCAAUACUAUACAGGCUAGCUUGCUUGUCUUGUUCCUCACAGCCCUACUGAAACCAGAAAAGAUUCUCCUUUUUCUUCACUUUCAAUAUCCUUCGUCCUUUUCGUACUUCGGGCCUCUAAAUCUUCUAUCCAUAACUCCAUUUUCAAAUUUUCUCUCAUGCUUGUUUCCACAGAAUGAUUAUAAAAUCAUAGGUUAACAGAGAGUUGUUGAAUUUCCUAGUACUUCUUGUUUUCUUGAAAUACUGUUAUUAUAAAUAUAGUUGUUGAAGAAUGAAGUCUCCUUGGUUUUGAUGCUUCAUUUGUGGCAUUCUGAGCUCCAUGGUGGAAAGGAGAGGUAAUGGGUAAUGGGUGAUGAGCUUUUGCAGGAAAGGUGUUUGAGGAAAAGCGCUAAAGGCCUAAAGUAGUAUCUUUUUUGAAUGGGGGAGAAGAAGAAUAUGCCUGCAGUUUGGUUUUCUUUGAAGAGAUCUCUGCAUUGUAAGACAGAGCCAUCAGAAGUCCAUGAACCAAAGACCAAGAAACAGUUGGGCACAAUUUUGACUAGGAAAGCAGGGAGGAGGUCUGGGUGUUCAAGGUCAAUAGCAAAUCUCAGAGAUGUGAUCCAUGGGAGCAAGAGACACUUGGAAAAGCCCCCAACUUGUAGCCCAAGAUCCAUAGGGAGCAGUGACUUUCUCAACCCAAUUACCCAUGAAGUCAUUCUUAGCAAUUCUACCUGUGAGCUCAAAAUCACCAGCUUUGGUGGCCUCCAUGACGGCGGAGGAGAUGGUGGUGGCUCAUUCCUUGGUACACUAAGGCCUGGCACACCUGGCCCUGGUGGACAUCCUACAAUGCAUUACUUUAACUCUUCCUAUAGGAACCCACCACCAGCAAGUCCUCCAAGGAGAACCUCUGCACUUCUGGGAGAAAAAGAAUUUGCUUCAAAACCUUGUAGGGCUUCCUCUGAGACAGAUAGCAAUGGGUGUUCAGUAGUCACAUGUCACAAGUGUGGUGAGCAAUUUGGGAAGUGGGAAGCUCUUGAAGCACACCAUCUCUCCAAGCAUGCAGUGACUGAACUUUUGGAGGGCGACUCGUCGAGGAAAAUUGUUGAGAUAAUCUGUAGGUCAAGCUGGGUAAAAUCAGAGAGCCAAUGCGGUCGAAUUGAGAGAGUGCUGAAAGUUCACAAUACACAGAAGACUCUUGCUAGGUUUGAAGAAUACAGGGAGAUGGUAAAGAUGAAGGCCAGUAAACUCCCCAAGAAACACCCUCGGUGCCUCGCGGAUGGCAAUGAGCUACUGAGGUUCUAUGGCACAACAGUGGCAUGCUGUCUUGGCAUGGAUGGAUGUUGCAGUCUGUGUGCAUCGGAUAAAUGCUGUGUGUGUCGAAUUAUAAGAAGUGGGUUCUCGACGAAGAAGGAACUCAAAGGUGGGAUUGGGGUUUUCACAACUUCCACAAGUGGGAGAGCCUUUGAAUGUAUAGAGAUGCAUGGAGAUGAUCUGUCUCACAGCCAAAGCCAAAGGAAAGCCAUGAUAGUGUGCAGAGUGAUAGCAGGUCGAGUGCAUAGGCCUCUGGAGAACAUACAAGAAAUGGCUGGCCAGACAGGUUUUGAUUCACUGGCUGGGAAAGUAGGCCUCUAUUCAAAUAUAGAGGAACUUUAUUUGCUUAAUCCUAGAGCCCUCCUUCCUUGUUUUGUGGUGAUCUGCAAGUCUUGAAGAGAUGAAAUACACCCAAUCCAAUGCUUUUUGACUUUUGACUUGGCUUACAUGAAUGCUUCUCAAGUAAUUUGAUUUCAUUCUUAGGUUAGGACCUGCAGCGAGUCUGAAUUAGUCUCAGAAUGAUGGAGAUACCGGAUGUAACAUGCAAAAGAAACAAAGAACUUCUAUUGCAAUAUUGAAAUCUGGCAAGGUUGAUAUA